Messenger RNA from Candida albicans SC5314, 2151 nucleotides. RefSeq lists its product as uncharacterized. Gene Ontology annotation, molecular function: monoacylglycerol lipase activity. NCBI's taxonomy places the organism in Eukaryota, Fungi, Ascomycota, Pichiomycetes, Serinales, Debaryomycetaceae. The transcript has a single exon. Bases 1 to 2151 code for a protein of 716 amino acids. The record is from RefSeq and is a predicted model, not a curated record.
AUGGCAGCUCAUCCUUCAUUAUGGUAUCGAGAUAAAGAUAGUUUGAGAAUUGGGGGUGUUGCUAGGUAUACUAUAGAAUAUACAAGAUUAGACCCCACCAUUAAACGUAUAUAUUUCCGUUUGAAAAAUAUCGAAAAAUCGAGUAUCCGAGCAAUCCAUCUAUUGAGUGGUCCGUUCAUUUUGUAUUGUCACGUAGUGCCAUGCAAUUAUAAUCCACGUAAACCAUUCCAUCCUGAAAAUGUCCAGAAAAAUACAGAAGUUGUGUUUGAGAAUCAAAUCAAGCCAAACCAAGCUUUCAAUGUGUCGCUUUUGUUAAACUCAAAUUCCUUAAAGGGAAAGGAUGAUAAAGGAUACGAUAUUUUCCAAUGGGAAAUUGAAAUUGUUUCACAAAUUGUAAUCACUAAGAAAACAGAGGUUGUCUACGAUUUCAUGAUAGGAGAUGACCUACAUUUCAUGAAGAAAUUAGGGCAGAGUAUAAUACAGCAAACUCUCACCAGUUUGGGAACAAAAAUAGAUAUGAAUGAAGGAACAAAGCCCACAAUUGUGGACAAAGCGAUAGAUGAAAUUCAUAAUGAUUCUCAUAAAAUUUACAAUACACAACUUAAAGUAAGCAAAUUGACUACAGAUGACAUCUGGUCGAACGAACCAAAAGAUCCCAAAAAGCCUGUUCACUUAGUUAUCGUUACACACGGAAUUUUUUCAAACUUGACUGCAGAUAUGUUGUAUAUCAAGGAUCAAUUGGAGCUUAGAGUAAAGGAAAAUAUUUUGGUUAGGGGCUAUAGAUAUAACGCUGGACGUACUGAAAGAGGGGUCAAAAAAUUGGGGACUAACGUUGCUAAUUACAUUACAGAUUUAAUUGAGAAUUCACUCUAUCAGUAUGAUAAGAUCUCGUUUAUUGGCCAUUCUUUAGGAGGAGUGGUACAGCUAUAUGCCAUCAAGUACAUUUUGAUGACUAAAGGGCCAGAUUAUUUUGAGAGAAUGAGAAUCAAACCAGUUAAUUUUAUUGGAAUGGCUUCCCCAUUUUUAGGAAUUUUGAAUGAAAUGAAUUUUUUGAUAUCGUGGGUGUUGGAUAUGGGUACCCUUGGCAAGACUGGUCGGGAUUUAACCUUACUGAAACGAUUGCCUGCAUGGAGUGAUAUAAGCAUUGGAGAGUCUAAAAAGAGAGAUUCAUUCAAACCUGUCUUGGAAACUCUACCAGAAGAUCCUUUGCAAAAAUUUUUGGCACAGUUUGAACAAUUGGUUGUGUAUGCAAAUGCUAUGAAUGAUGGGAUAGUACCAUUGAGAACUUCUGCUUUGCUAUAUUUAGAUUAUGAAGCAUUAGGAGACGUUUCUGAAUUGAAAAAGAGUAAGCACAUGCAUGUUCACCCUGAACUAGAAGAAGCUGACCACAAAAUACAAGUGAACCGUAGUCGUGAUACUGUACUGGAAGUACCCGAAGAAGCAAAUCAAAUGGUUCAGGACAUACAGGACGCAGCAAAGUCUACAGAUAAUUCCCAGUCAACUGAAUCAUCAGAGACUAUGGGCAAGAACCAUGUCAUCAGCAAAUAUAAAGAAUUCUUGAACUUGAAUUUCCUGGAGCAUAAUUCCAAUAAUCACAAACCCAAGCUAACGAAAAGACAGAGAAAAUAUAAAAAUUUUAGCGUAAGAGGAACUGAUUAUAAUGUGUUUAACGAUGUCUUACCAGAAGAUCACUCAUUCCAGUCAGAGGAAACUAAUUCAACCCAAGAUUCUCAAACUAUAGUCGUCCCACCAAGAGCAUCUGCUAUAGAAUCAGCAAUCAAUACACUUAUAUGCCCCAUCCCUUCCAAUGAGUUUUUGAUAAAUCCCGAGCUGAGACAGCAUGUUAUUUUCCAUGACAAGUACUAUCAAUUCAAUAAAUCAUCCCAAGAAGAAGGUAACCUCAACAAACAUCUGAAGGUAGAAUGGUUUGCAUCAGUUUUGUUGAGAUAUCACAGUAAAUGGAAAUUAGAGAAGCAGAAACAGAUAGCUGAUAAAUAUCAUAAUGCGUGUGGCUGGAGAAAAGUUUUGGUUAAUCUACCUCCAGAUGCACAUAAUAACAUCGUAGUUCGGAGAAGGUUUGCUAAUGGAUAUGGUUGGGGUGUUGUAGAUCACUUGUGUGAUUUAUUUAGAGUUUCCGAAAACAAAUUGUAA